This is a messenger RNA of Closterium sp. NIES-67, 1906 nucleotides long. The record is from the annotation of a GenBank genome assembly. Lineage: Eukaryota; Viridiplantae; Streptophyta; Zygnematophyceae; Desmidiales; Closteriaceae.
AUUUCAUCCAGAGCUGUACUGCGGGUUCCUUCCGCAGUACCUACUACCUGCGCUUUUCGUUCGAUCGAGCAUCGCGCUUCUGCCGCCCCUUCUCCUCCCUUGUUUCCCCACCAUCUCUGGUCGGCUCCUCCUCACAAAUUCAUUCAGGCGUCUUCUCGAUCGACAACACCAACCUCUCUAGAGGCAGGGACAACGUGAUCAUUGAGCAAUAUACCACCCAGAGUCGUAGACGACUCCCCAACCAUAUAGCCUUCCUACACCGUUCAAGAGGAGUCUCUGACGGAGGAGAUUAGAACCUUUUAGAAUCUAUCUGCUACGAAUUAGAGAAGAUCAAGUUUGUUCGUCCUUUAACUCUUGAACCUUCACGACGAUGAUCGGCUUAUCUCGCCAGGCCGCGCCAUUAGUCCAGAGAUGGCGAGCGCAAAACGGCUUCUAUAAUCCCCUCAUUCAUCCCUUGACUGCCAGCUCCGUUCUGAUUCUCUUGCUCCUCGCGUCGUUGCAUUCAGCGACCGCAUGGCAUGCCAUGCAAUUGCCGCUCAACAUGUCCAUGUCGACGAGGGCGAACCGAGGGUCUGGUCCCGCUGACGCGCUCAGGCGGGCUUUCGAAGAGAAAAAACUGUCGUUCGCACGCGAGAUGGACGCUUCGGCGACGUCGCACGGUGACUGGGCUAGCGACGCAGCAGCGGCGUUCGGAGAGGGCUAUUCGACUGUUCCGCGUGGUGCGGCGGAGGGGAAUGAAACAGCAUCCGCGCAAGCCCGUAGGUCGAUGCGGCUGGUGCGGGGUAAACGCGGCUGCAGCCUUACAACGGGGACGUGGGUGCUCGAUAGUAACCGACCCGCGUACGACGAGCAGACGUGCCCACAUCUCAAGGAGGUCGCGACGACCACGAAUUGCUUGGGCUCGCGCUACUCACGGCCCAACAGCGACUGGAUGGGAUAUUCUUGGAGGGCCAACGAGUGCGGCGCACAGCCCCUCCGAUUCGACGCGCGCAACUUUCUCGAGAAGAUGCGAAACAAGAACAUUCUCUUCGCGGGAGACUCGCUAAUGUGGGAGGGCUUCUUCCCGGCGUUCCUGUGCCAGGUGCACCGCGCGUCGCCCGCGCGCAAGGUCAGCUACGACAGCCGGUUCAAGCAGACCACGUGGGUGGUGGACGAAUUCGCUGUCACGCUCAUCCACGUGUGGAGCCCCUUCCUCAUGGACUUCAGCACGGACUCCAAGGUUCUGAAAAGGCUCAAGAUCCAGAACCCGGCACUGGGCGACACCGCAGUGAACCUCUUUCAACCGGACCCCAACUGGACGCUGCUGCUGCCGCACGUGCACCUGGUGCUGCUGCAGUCUGCCACCCACUGGCCGAAUGCAGACAAAUGGCUCCGCCGCUUCUUCACCAGCCGCAAGUGGCAGAUGCUAGACCCCCAGCCCAACACGUUCGACGCGUACACGGGUGCCAUGAACGCGGUUCGCCAGCGUCUGAGCCGCAAGCCCUCCAGGCGUGGCGGUCGCUACGUGGCAUACUUUCUCUCUGCUCCUCCCCGCCUGGCCGGCUGCCAGAACACCGUCAAAAUCAGCCCCCCCGACCAUGUGGCCUACCUGCGCUCCAAGAACGCCCAGAGCAAGAUCUGGUUCCGCACGCAGAAGCAGAUAUUCGGCCGCAAGCAGUCGCGGGUUCGAUUCCUGGACAUCACACAUCCGUCUCUCGCACGUGCCGACGCCAUGAUUGGGUCGCAGGGCACGGCCAGCCAGGACUGCCUCCACCCAUGCCUGCCCGGGCUGCCGGACAAUUGGGUGGAUUUUUUCUAUGCGGCUUGGCUGGGAGACAAAGGCUUUUGAUUACUGUAGCUAAUUAUGUGUAGUUAGAAAAUGAACGUCUAGCAUGCAUGGAAAGAGACGAGUAUGAGUAAUAAACAU